AUGAACAUAUGGAAGGACAACAAUGCCGCAUGGCCUGUAGCUAACCCAGUUAUCACUUGUGCCUCCGUUUCUGAUGCCGGGUUCCCUACUAAUUUUGUUGCUGACCCUUUUCUUUACAUGCAGGGCGAUGUCCUUUACAUGUUUUAUGAAGCGAAAAAUUCAAUUACGGAGCAAGGAGAUAUUGGAGUAGCACAGAGUAUAGACAACGGCGCCACAUGGAAGCAGUUGGGCAUAGCACUCGAUGAGGAUUGGCAUCUGUCCUAUCCAUUUGUCUUUGACUACAAUGGAAAUAUAUAUAUGAUGCCCGAGGGCAGUGAAAAAGGUGACCUCCGCCUCUAUCGCGCGAUUGACUUCCCUUCGAAAUGGACGCUUGACCGGAUUAUUCUAAAAAAGCCCCUUAUCGACUCCGUUAUAUUUCAUCACGAGGGUCUGUUCUAUCUUUUCGGCUGGCAUCACAAAGGAAUUGUCUCUACAAAAAACGGACACCUCGAGAUAUGGCACAGCACCACACCCCUCGGCCCCUGGAAACCUCAUAAUCAAAACCCUGUACACAACACUGACAAGUCAAUGGGGACCCGCAAUGGGGGCCGGCCUUUUGUGUAUAACGGGAAUAAUUAUCGUGUAGGUCAAGACCGUGGCAACACCUAUGGGGAAAGGACACGUGUCUUUAAGGUAGAGAUACUAACCCCCAACGAUUAUAAAGAAGUCGAGGUGGAACUACGUUUAGAAAAGCCGAGUAAGGGAAUAAACGCUUGGAACGGGGCCCGCCGCCAUCACAUGGACGUGCAGAAACUGAGCUCCGGACAAUGGAUUGCCGUUGUGGACGGUGACCGGGUACGCUCGGGAGAUUCGUCUCGUAGAUUUGUUCUCGGGUGUGUUUCGGUUAUUUUCGUUGCCACAUUAGUAACACUCGGUGGGAUUCUCAUUGGGGCCGUAAAAUGCACAAUACCGUUGAGUUACAACAACAUGGAGAAAAGAAAAAGAGCAAAUUGUUGGUCUAAGUUGAGGCUCGUUUGUAGCCGUUUGAACCGAGCAAGCGCAUUCUUGUAUGCUAGAAUUCGAGUGGGAACUUGUGUGGGCACAAUGGUGGUAGGCAUAAUUAUUGUAACGGUUGUGAUAGUGACGUGCUAUGGGGUGGAGUAUUUAUACGGUGGGAGUGGUGCGCAUGAGCCAUACUUUCUAAGCGGCCACUACUCACAGUUCACCCUUUUAACUAUGACUUACGACGCUCGUCUAUGGAACUUAAAGAUGUACGUGAAGCACUACUCGAGGUGCUCGUCUGUGAGGGAGAUUGUGGUGGUGUGGAACAGAGGAUCUCCGCCCAACGCGAGCGAUUUCGACUCGGCGGUUCCGGUGAGGGUGAGAGCAGCAUUCGCAAGGUAUUGGGGGGAGGAGGCGGGCAGAGGGCGGGCAGUGGUGGAUGGGUACGUGAAUUGCGAGGAUCUGCUGAUGAAUUAUUUGUGGGGUGGUGGGGUGGAGUAUGUGAGGCCCACGUGGGUGGUCGACAUGUCGAAAUUCUCGGGUGUGGCGAUUAGUAGGAACACGAAGGCACACUAUGGGGUGAGGAGCAGGUGUCUCAGGGAGUUUUCAGAUAUGUAUGGGAGCUUGAAUCGCACUAAAAUGGAGUUUGGCAGCAGGAAAGAUGGUUGGGAUGAGAUCGCGGACGUGCGCGGUCGCGUACUACUGGUGAUCGCAGACGUGCACGGUCGCGUCCUACCGGCGAAACAGGACGUGCACGGGCACGUCCUACCGGGGAAACCAGAACUGGCCGGAUGA
Striga hermonthica is the source of this 1776-nucleotide messenger RNA. Lineage: Eukaryota; Viridiplantae; Streptophyta; Magnoliopsida; Lamiales; Orobanchaceae. The record is from the annotation of a GenBank genome assembly.